This is a messenger RNA of Coffea arabica (coffee), 5207 nucleotides long. RefSeq lists its product as uncharacterized. Lineage: Eukaryota; Viridiplantae; Streptophyta; Magnoliopsida; Gentianales; Rubiaceae. Gene Ontology annotation, molecular function: nuclease activity; DNA binding. The record is from RefSeq and is a predicted model, not a curated record. Gene Ontology annotation, cellular component: nucleus; Holliday junction resolvase complex. Gene Ontology annotation, biological process: DNA repair.
CCCAAAAUCUCAUUCAAAGGCCUAAUUAGAAACCCAAAAAAAAAAAAAAAUGUCGCAGCCGGAGCCGGUGAACAUUCUCUCCGACGACGACGAUGAAGACGACGUCGUUGCCAAAACCGGUAAUGCAAAGUACAACAGAACUGCUCCGAGAUCAGAAAACGACGUCGUCUGCAUCGACCUCUCAACUCCAUCCCCGUACUUCCCGACGAAGAAGAAGCAAAGAUUAUCAGACCGCUGGGCUAAUUCAAAACCUAGUUCGAGCAAUUCUACCGCUCCACUCUUCAUCCUUGACGAUGACGUCACGCCGCAGAAGCAUCCUCCGGGAACCACCCCCACUCAGCCUGUCGUCACCGAGACUCCUCCGAAUUUUUCUCAUUUCUUCUCCUCCAAGCUCGAGGAGGCCUCAAUUCGCAAAUGCUCCUAUGAUUCCUUCGGGUUGAAUUCCCCGCCAUCUGUUGUUGGGGAGACGCCAUUUUCGGAUAAAGUGUCCAAUUCUGAACUUGCAAAUGGUGGAUUCAGCAGCGGCAACUACAGUUCUCAACUAUUGGCAGCGACAGCAGAUGCUGCAGGGGCUUUAUUUUCCGUCUACUCUCCCCCCGGGUUAAAUUCUCCUCCAUCUGUUGUUGAUGAGACACCAAUAUUGGAAAAAGUGUCCAAUUCUGAACUUGCAAUUACUGAAUUCAAGCGCGUCGACUCCAAUUUUCAACAAUUGGCAGCAGCAGCAGAUGCUCCUGGGGCUUUAUUCUCCGACUGCUCGCCCCCUGAGAGUAGAUUGAUAUGUCUGCAGUCUGACAAUGAGUCUGAGAGAGGAUUGGAAGCUGAUGAAAGAACUGGUUUGAUAGUUGAUGUGGCAGAGGAGUUUGAAUUGAGCUCCGGAUUUGUUGAAUCCACACUUUCUUAUGGUAAGGCUAAUCAAACGCACCUGGCAGUGGUCAGCUCUCCACGUCCUUGUUCAUUGGAAUAUGAUCUAUCUCUGGUACAUGGUACUUUUGGUGAUGAGUGUGAUAGAAAGGAGCUCAUGGUUCAAGUGCCUGAACCAAAAGGCAAAAUCAAGAGUAAAGCCAUUUCAGAGAAAGGUUCAGAUAAUUCAAUCAGGAAAGGGAGGAUGUUGAAGGAAGCAAGGCUUCUCCUGAAGGAAGAAAGGAAACAGCAGAAAGAACAAGAAAAACUGGAAAAAGAAUCUCAAAAGGCUGAAGCUGCUGAGUUGGUGAAAUUGCAGAAUGAAAAGCAAAAGAUCUACCUGGAGGAGGAGAAAUUGGAAAGAGAAGCUCAAAAGGUUGAAGCUUCUGAGUCGGUAAAAUUGCAGAAAGAAAAGCAAAAGAUCUGCCUGCAGAAGGAGAAAUUGGAAAGAGCAGCUGAAAAGGCUGAAGCUGCAGCUUUGAAAAAACUGCAGAAAGAAAAGCAAAAGAUCUAUCGGCAGCAACAGAAAUUGGAAAGAGCAGCUCAAAUAGCUGAAGCUGCAGCAUUAAAAAAACUAGCAAAAGAGAAGCAGAAGUGGGAAAAAGGAAAGUUUCCCCAAAAAACAAUUGUGGCUCAAAUAGAUAGUAAAAUAGUUGAAAUGGGGUCAAUCGGAGGACAUCUGCUUACAAGGUUUGCAGAAAAGGGUCUCUCAUAUCGUAUAAUGUCAAACCCAAUUGAAAGAUCUAUUGUGUGGACAAUACCUGUUCCAGAGCAAUUGGUGCAGAUUUCAUCUGAGGGCAUAGUUGUACCAUACGUGUUACUCGUAUAUGGGGCUGAAGAAUUCUGCAAUCUCGUCAUGGAUGGAACACUUAUGGAUCAAGUUUCCAGGGUUCAAUACCAUUAUCCAAACCAUACGAUUUGUUACCUCACAAAUAGACUGAUGGCCUACAUAAAUAAACGGGAACAAGAUCAUUAUAAGAAUCCCAGCAAAUAUGAAGGUUGGAAGCGCCCACCAAUAGAGGAGGUAUUGGCAAAAUUAGCCACUCAUUUUACUAGGGUGCAUUCAAGACUGUGUUGUGAUGAAGCUGAAUUAGCAGAACAUGUUGUUGGUUUGACUCACAGCCUUGCCUCUUGUCAGUAUAGGAAGAAGCCAACACCAUUAUCAGUGAAUGCAAAUGGCUCUCUUGUACCCAAGGAUUGUGCUGAUAGAAAUCUCAUAAAGAAGAAUACAUGGUUAAAAGCAUUGGUAGCUAUCCCUAAGGUACAACCACGGUUUGCCAUUGCUAUAUGGAAAAAGUAUCCCACAAUGAAAUCACUUUUGACUGUUUACAUGGAUCCGAGUAAAUCGGUGCAUGAGAAAGAAUUUUUGCUCCAAGAUUUGACUACAGAAGGUUUACUUGGUGAUGACAGAAGAUUAGGAGAGAUUUGUUCUAAGAGAAUUUAUAGGGUACUCAUGGCUCAAUGUGGGAACGUCAUUACUGAUGACGUUGAGCAUGGAGCUGAUUUUUUUUCGUUUACCAGCCCACUCUGCUGUUAAUGCUCCCGCUACUAGGCUGAUUGAAAGUUAUUUGGCAAGUGUUGUAUCCUAUUCGAAUGAGGAAAAGAUAUUACAAUCUUAUCAGUUGUGAACUGGAUAAAGCAGCAUGCGGCAGCGUAUUUAUCAAAUCAAUGUGGCCUCAACAACUUGUUGGAAGCUUUUCUGCUGUGAUGUCAGAUCAGUGGAGGUGAAAAGAUUUAGAUUAUCACCUUUCAGCUACGACUAUAUUGGCAUAUGUAUAUAUGUCUUUUGCUAACAUCAAUGUUGCAAAACCUUGUCCAAUUGACCUCUGCUAUUAUUUUCUAAUUGGAAAAUGAAGCAUUGUGGAAAACUGACUAAUAAGAAAGUUGAACUUUUUAUCACAAAUGCUUUGGCCCAUAUAUUUGGUGUCUAUCUCGCGAGCAUUGUAGUUUGUGCAUGUAAAGCACUUCACAUGCACAUAAAGCUGUGUUGAGACAAUAUCAGUUGGAGUCUCAUCUCAUAUAUUUUGUCUAGCUACUUUAUUCGAUUUUAAAGGACUUUCUGCAGUUACAAGUAAAUGCAGACGGAUACUCACUCUGGUGCAUGCUCCGUUCCUCAUGGAAAGCAUGGGGAAAGAGAGGAAGAAACCGAACAGAGAUAAAUGCCAGAACUUCUCUUUUUCAAAAUCCAAUAGUUAUCUCAUUUAGGUGAUUCUACUUCACCAGCGUUCAAUUGUUGUUGGUUGAUUCAUGUUUGAUUCUGAUGUCAGCUCUCUCUCUCUCUCUCUCUAUAUAUAUAUAUAUAUAUAUCGUGAAUUUCCAUUUGGUUGCCAUCAGUAUUAUAAAAGAGAGUAGGCUUUUGCAGCAGUGUAUGUAAUCCAAAUGUGAUUUAAGCAAGGUUGGCUUUUUACCGUGGCAGGUAGCACUUGAGAUAAUUGAUUAUUUGCUCAAGAACUUUGGCUAAAUAUGAUUCAAGAAUACAUUUUUGAAGGGAUGAUUUGCCUAGUUGAUAAUUAGUUCUCUGGAAAAAAGUGUAUCAAAGAAACAGCUGAAUAAUGUUUCAAUCAAAACGUUCGUGCCUAUGAUAUCUACCUAUUGCAGUGAAACUGAUCAAUGCAUAACAAGCUGAUGAGCGUUUGAGUUUUAGCAAAAAAUGGCUGGCAAGAUAGACACAGAAGGCCCACAAACUUGAGCAAAGGAUAAAGGAAACAGCCGCACGAGGUUUAUUUUUUUGAACAGGUGGAGCUAGCCAGCACCCCCAUUGAUGCUGUCCCAGUCUCAGGUUCAACUCCAACUUGGUGCUGCAAUUGGUGGUGGGUGGUGGAGCCACCUAUACUUUACCUUAACUUUGCUGGCUCCCACAACCCAUCAUGACCAAACAUCGGUGGACUUUCCACCCUAUUUUCUACACAUCCUAUUUUUUUUUUUUAAUGCUAACAUCACUUUCCAUUGCAUGAUCAAAUCAUAGGCACAAAAAAUAAUUAAACACACGAGAGUCUCAACAAUCAUCUUCUCUUCUCCUCUCCUCUCCUCCUAAAUUUUUGAAAUAGUGAUCUAUUUUUUUUAGCUGAGAUGUGGAAUUUCGUUUUCAAAUUCAUUUAGAUCUUUGCUUCAUCAAGUGUUAGCUACCAUAUAUUUAUAGCAACCCUAUGGCAUUCUGUUAACAGUUCACCAUAAACAAAAAGUAUGCAAUAGUACCAUUUUCAUUUCCCUUUCGAGUAGCCUUUCUUUUCUUUUCAGAAGUAGCAUUGGGGCUCCAUGUGGCAGCCUGUCUUUGGCUCUGAGUGCUGGUUUGGUUUGCAGAUUAGGUAGGAUUAGUUAUUGUGGAUCAAGGCUUCAUAGAUUGAUAGUCCUUAGGUUCAUGUUUCAUUUAAGACACCCGUCUCGCAUUUUUCAUCAUAAUUGCUUGGAAUAAUUGGAUGAUUUCCUAGAAGUGACAGCACUAUUUUUUUUUGUAUUGUCUCGAAAUGGUAUCGAAUUGACUGCAUGUAUUUUAGGAAUACAUAAAUUUACACUAUUGUUAUCACUAGUCAAAUAAUUUUACAUUGUUGUUGAGUUUAAUUAGAACUUCAAUCCCAUAUCUAAUGGUCAACCAACAAAAAGUAAGAAGACAUGAUCAUAGCCAUCCUUCAGUGCUCUUGAUCUAGAAGAUUGGAAGUGUGAUAAACCAAUCUAUACAAAUUAUCUAUCACCGCAGAAAUCAUGGUACAAAUUUUUUAGUGCCAAUUUUUGUUGGUAUAUCUAAUGUGACUCCAUCUUGUAAUGAUGAGCACCAAUGAGUUUAAUGCUUCACAAUAUUAUUUGUAGAUAUUUUACUAGUUUAGUGCACACUUUGGUGAGAGAUACCCCCACAUCCAUUUAAUUCAGCCACUAUAUGUGUUCAUCCUAUGGUGCUGCUAUACACGAAUCUUGAUACAAAUCCUCUAAUAUUCAAAUCAAAGUCACAAUCAUGCCCCAUGCAGACCGCACUAGACACACAAACCUUUUGCAUGGGGUCCAUAUAUGUUUCCUCUCCUCCAUAUAUUUCAUUGUUAUGGGAGUAAAUGUUUCUCUCUACCUCCAUAGGCAUAAGGAAGCUUCCCGUUCUCCUCUUUCUUUUUCAUCUAUCAUGGAGAAAAUGAAAUCAUUUCCCUAUUAUUCAGCAUCUUAUGCAGAAGCAAGAUUUGAUUUUGAAGACAGAAGCAAGUCAUAUAGCUUUAAUGGCCCUGGUGACGAUCCUGAGGUCAAGAGGAGAAAAAGAGUUGCAGCCUAUAAUAUGUAUACUAUGGAAGGUAAGGUCAAGUCAUCUCUGAGGAACAGCUUCAAGUGGA